UCAUUUUCACGUUCAUGCCGGGACACCCGCUCUAAAAACCCCUCAGCCCUCGCCAUUCUCAACCAUCAGGCAGGGAUCGCGGUGUCAGCAAGGACAUGCGCGAAUACGAUAUCGUCGUUCUUGGCUCUGGCGGUGUUGGAAAGUCUGCUCUAACUGUGCGGUUUGUAAAUGACUCUUUCCUUGAACAUUACAACCCCACGAUUGAAGAGCAAUAUUGCCGGGAGAUUGUCGUCGAUGGCGAGAACAUUGCUCUCGAGAUCCUCGAUACCGCAGGGGCUGAGCAAUUUCAGGCCCUAAAUGAAGUUUACAUUACGUCUGGCCAUGGGUUCCUUCUCGUCUUUAGCUUAACUCACGAUGCGAGCCUUCAUGAAUUAGAGAACAUCCGUCAACAAAUUCUACAUAUCAAGAGCGGCGAACAUGGCAUACCGAUUAUUCUUGUCGGAACGAAGGCGGAUUUGUAUAACGAGCGAGAAGUUACCCGUCAGGCUGUCCAUGAGCUUGCGUCAUCUUGGAAGAUACCGUUCUAUGAGACCUCUGCGAAGAAGAAUUGGAACAUUCAAGAGGUUUUUCAAGACUUGACUAAGCGGAUGAGGGCGCGUUACCCUGACGCGCCGCCGAAAAGACGUCGCAAGAAAGAAUGUAACAUCAUGUGACCGUCUACUGCUACCCGACCGAUUGUUUUGCCUCCAUGCCUGCGGAUAUCCACUUUAGCAACCUAAAGUCUUGACUUCGCCCUUCAUUUCACCCGCCGUUCGUUCAUCGUUGCUACUGCCGCGUUGUUUUGUUCUUUAUGCUAUAUCUAUGCUACUUCAUGUUGGUAUUAUGCGUGUAACC
This is a messenger RNA of Phanerochaete carnosa HHB-10118-sp, 834 nucleotides long. RefSeq lists its product as uncharacterized. Gene Ontology annotation, cellular component: plasma membrane. Bases 96 to 653 code for a protein of 185 amino acids. NCBI's taxonomy places the organism in Eukaryota, Fungi, Basidiomycota, Agaricomycetes, Polyporales, Phanerochaetaceae. The record is from RefSeq and is a predicted model, not a curated record. Gene Ontology annotation, biological process: signal transduction. Gene Ontology annotation, molecular function: GTPase activity; GTP binding; GDP binding. The transcript has 9 exons.